Lepus europaeus (European hare) is the source of this 3582-nucleotide messenger RNA. It is a transcript of the gene GOLM2, whose product is annotated as golgi membrane protein 2. The record is from RefSeq and is a predicted model, not a curated record. Bases 310 to 1623 code for a protein of 437 amino acids. The transcript is spliced from 10 exons. Lineage: Eukaryota; Metazoa; Chordata; Mammalia; Lagomorpha; Leporidae.
CCCCCAAGCCCUGAGGUGUUGGGCCGGGGGUGCAGACAGCGGGGUUCUCCCGGUUCUAGUCCGUGGGCUCAGGGUCGGGUUCAAAGCCUCCGGAACGCGCUUUGACCAGACUUGAGGAGGGGGGGCGGGGAGGGGCCUGCGGCUUGCGGCCCCGCCCCCUUCUCCAGCUCGCCCGUGAGCGGAUAAACCCGCCUCCUGUUUCGCCCGGCCCUGGGGCCGCGUCCCCGGGCAAUUCAGUAGCCGAGGCCUGAGCUUCAGCUUGCAGGUGUCGGCUGCGAGGCCCCCCAGGGUACGGCCCGGCUCGGCCCCAUGGUGGGUUUCGGGGCCAACCGGCGGGCUGGCCGCCUGCCCUCCUUCGUGCUGGUGGUGCUUCUAGUGGUGAUCGUCGUCCUUGCCUUCAACUACUGGAGCAUCUCCUCCCGCCACGUCCUGCUCCAGGAGGAGGUGGCCGAGCUGCAGGGCCAGGUCCAGCGCACCGAGGUGGCCCGCGGGCGCCUGGAGAAGCGCAAUUCGGACCUCUUGCUCUUGGUGGACACGCACAAGAAACAGAUCGACCAGAAAGAGGCCGACUACGGUCGCCUGAGCAGCCGGCUGCAGGCCAGGGAGGGCCUGGGGAAGAGAUGCGAAGAUGACAAGGUUAAACUGCAGAACAACAUAUCAUAUCAGAUGGCAGAUAUACAUCAUUUAAAGGAGCAACUUGCUGAGCUUCGUCAGGAGUUUCUUCGACAAGAAGACCAGCUUCAGGACUAUCGGAAGAAUAAUACUUACCUUGUGAAGAGGUUAGAAUAUGAAAGUUUUCAGUGUGGACAGCAGAUCAAGGAAUUAAGAGCACAACAUGAAGAAAAUAUUAAAAAAUUAGCAGACCAGUUUUUGCAAGAACAAAAGCAAGAUGCUCAGAAGAUUCAAGCAAAUGAUGGAGAAAAAUUGAGUGUGAAUGAUCAUGUAGUACCCAAAAAUAUUCCAGAAGUAGCUGAAAAUGCUGCAGAAAAGAAUGAAGAACCCUCAAGUAAUCAUAUUUCACAUGGGAAAGAACAAAUCAAACGAGGUGGUGAUGCAGGGAUGCCGGGAAUAGAAGAGAAUGACCUAGCAAAAGCUGAUGAUCUUCCUGCUGCUUAUUUAAAUAAACCUCAUAUAUCAGUUUCUCAACUUGGAGGUCACCAAGCAAUUCCCCCUCAUCCAACUGGACAACCUCUUUCUCCCAAUUUGGCUGAAGAUGCACAGAUGAACCAUAAUGGAGACCUUGGUACUUCGAAACAGAACCCUUCCAACACUCUUCAGCGUUUAAUUCCAGGCUCCAAAAUGGAGAGCGAACCCAAAAUUCAAGCAGAUUUACUAAAGCAGGCUACCAAGGAUAAAGUUGGUGACUUCCAUAAAUUGAAGCAAAGCCGAUUCUUUGAUGAGAAUGAAUCCCCUGUUGAUCCGCAGCAUGGCUCUAAACUGGCGGAUUAUAAUGGGGAUGAUGGUAACGUAGGUGAGUAUGAGGCAGACAAGCAGGCUGAGCUGGCUUACAAUGAGGAAGAAGAUGGUGAUGGUGGAGAGGAAGACGUCCAAGAUGAUGAAGAACGAGAGCUUCAAAUGGACCCUGCAGAUUAUGGAAAGCAACAUUUCAAUGAUGUCCUCUGAGUCCUAAAGAAAACUUCAGAAAACCUAAAGUGCUGUAAUAUGGAAUCAUUUCUACUUCAUCGUUUUUACUUUUGCUGUAAAGAUCAGUUGUAUCAGUUGUAAAGAUACAGUGAGAUAGAUUUAAGGAAAAUUUUAAUGAAGGAAUGUACCCAUGUACAUAUGUGAACAUUUUCCUAUUGUAUUAUCAAAGCAGAGACUUUUUGGUUAUGAUAUAUUUGAGCCAAAAACAGUUAAUCUUUGCAUUUAAAGCAAACUAAUGUAUAUUUCACACUUUAUUGAGCCUAAUAAUUCUUUCCACAAAUAGACAAGCAGGAAAAAAAAUGGUUGUACAUGUUAUAUGUUGCACAUAGCUUAACCAGAGAACAGUUAUGCAGCUGAAAACUUUUUAUACACUAAUACAUUGUUAGCCCAAUAGAUGUUCUGUCUAUCCCCUACUUCAUGAUCUUCAAGGAAUUAUACCUAGCAUAAUUACACAAAAAAGGGAAACUGGAAACCCAACACUGGGCAGCAUAUGUACAAAAUCCCCUCCCAUCCUUUUAUCUUACGUGAGUGCUGAUAUGUUUUGGCAGAUACGUUUUCAGCUAGGGCCUGACGGAAGUUUGAAGUAACCUGCAAAGACAUGAUGAUAUUUGUGAGUUAUACCUUACUUACUUUUUGAACUUGUGGAAUGCAUGACUGACAUAUAUUUUCAGUUUUUAUUUUUUCAAGUAAUACCAGUACUGCUUCACUAUGGCCAACAGUGGCUAAAAUUUUUUAUAUUUUCAGAGUUCAAGUUGGUGAAGAUAUUCAUGAUUGAAAUGCCAGAUCCUGAGAGGGGCUAAAUCUGCUUUGACUGAAUCUGCAAUCAGUAUUUCAAAGACUUUCUGGUAGUUUCAGUGAUCUUAUUUGACUAGACUUUUUCAGAAGUACUAAAUAAGCAAUUUUAACAGGUUUUUAUUCAUGCGCAGAUAAAUAAAAGUACAGUGAGGUCCACAGCUGUUUUAUUAAAAUAGCUUAAAAGUUUGUAACAAAAAUGAAUGUUUGUAAUUAAUAUGUUAAGAACCCAUCAAACUCAUCUUUGCUAGACUUACAAAAUUAUUUUAAAUGCAUUUGUCUUUUUUUUUUUACUCUAUUCAGUAGAAUGUGUAAGCUAGGCAAUCCGUGUUCUCUGAUUUAAAUUAUUUUUAAAUCUUAUCCCACUUCCCUAAAAUAAAAGGUUUUAAUCUUAUGUGGAAAUUUAAGGUUGUUAACCCUGUUUUUCAGAAGGAUGACUGCUAAUUGCUUAUAAACAACAUGAAAUGUACCCCCCUACCCCCAGUACUAAGGUUGCAGUCAAAAUUCAGACUUACAGAGGUAAAAAAUUAUUUUGGAAUUAUUUAAUGGAAAAGAUGCAGUUAAUUUACUAAAACUAUUUUUCCCACCUUAUCAAAGUAAACAAUUGGUGCCUUUGUUAUCAGUAGAGUCAGGUCUACAAUGAAUAGGUAUGAUGAUUCACAGAAUUUUUAAAAUGUAAUUAAAAGGAAGGGAUGUACACCUUUUGGGUAUUAAUGUGGGGAGAUGAAUCUAAAAAUACUUCUGGUAGUACAUCUUGAUAUUUAAUUCUGUAAAAUCUUUAUAAAAGAAAACCAAGAAAAUUACCUACCUUAAUACCUUUGUCAUAAAAACCAUCACUUGGUUGUAUGGUAGCUAUUACUUACACAGCAAAAUUUCUUCAAUUAGCAGCCUAGACAUUUUAUAAACUGAGAAAUCUUGGACCAAUUGAUACUAUUUCUGACUGUAUUAACAUUUUAGUGCUAUAAAAUACUAUGUAAAUCUUUUAAAAUUCUGACAUUCUACAGUCUGUAUUAGACAUAUUGUUUUUAUAAUGUUUUACUUCUGCCUUAAGAUUUAGGUUUUUUAAAUGUAUUUUUGCCCUGAAUUAGUGUUAAUUUGAUGGAAAUCAUCACUCACUGGGUUCUAAUAAAUUAAAAAUUAAACUUG